GGUAUAAAACCUCAAACACUUAAACCCCUUCCUCUUCAUCUUCUUCACAUUCCCCUCUCUCUCACACACAUAGUCGCGCAUGGCUCGACGGCGUGUCGGAGAUGCGUCCGCCGAAAAUGGCAAGAACAAAGAAGAAGAAAUAGAUACAUGUAGAGCUGUAUAUAUCGACACGAAUCUCGAUACUCAUCUUGCUCUCGUUGUCUCCGAGUUUGAUUCUGUUCUCGACAUCAAAAAGAAGGUGAUGUUGGAACACCUCCAGUGUUUUCCUAAGCUUGGGGAGAUACGCAUACAAGCUUUGAAGGUAAAGCGCAAAGGCCACUUUUAUCACCUUUCAGAUUCCAUGCGGGUUAAUAGAGCAUUUGAAGGGGUAAAACAUAGUUGGUUUCUCUUUGUAGAUGCUUCCUACUCAAAGCAGCUCAGUGAAAACGAACAAUCCUGUAGACCCAACAUGAGUAACCAGUCACCAUUGCUUUGCUUACCCUAUAAUAUUGCAAAUACUGAAUGUAAUAAUGACGAUGCAUCUACAUCUGCCAUUCUUAAGUCAGCAUCAGUAGAACGUCUGAGCAACCAGAAAGCUCAGCCAAUCCCGGAGGCUUCUGGUAGAGAAUUUUUUGAAGUUAUAGUGACAAACCAUGAGUGUAGUGGCGCUGAGAUUAAAACUGUAUCUGCUGAUCUCAACAGGGUUCCAGAUCUUCCAAGUGGUGGAACAAUAGCUUCUAAUAUUCAAUGUAGUGACUCUGUAGAACCUUCCUCAGAAACUGGGUUGUCUGUAAAAAAGAAAAAGCAAAAGAUUAAGAAACACAAUGUUGAUGAAUUAGGAGACUGCCUUACAAAGGAGAACAUUGCUUUAAGUCAUGUAUCUGGUGGAGAAGCAUUAUGCCAUGAGAUUUUGCUUUCUACAAAUAUGGUAGUUAAUGCGGAGAAGUCAGAAAGUAAAGGAGAUGCUCUGCUAGAAAAUAAUGGUUUAUUUUGUAACCCUACUCAAAUGACUUCUAAAGAGGCGACUAUAUUACCCAAAGGCCAGUGUGAUAGUCAAAUAAUUGCAUUAAACACUAUAUCUCCUGAAUCUACUGAUGCAGACCAGACGCCACUGAAUUUACGCAUUGAAAAUAUGAAGAGCAAGAAGAAGAGGAAGAGAGAUGAAAUGGAUUUGCCAAGUCCUGAUGAUCAUGAAAGGGCCAACAUUCCUUCAAAUUUGCUGAUAAAUACAGAGAAAAAAGAGCACAAGGAAAUUGGAGAUCCUUCGAAAGAAAAUAAAGUUCCAGUUUCUACUUCUAAAGAAGAGAUUGAGUUGCCAAGAAACUUCGAAGAACAGAAUAAUAGUGCAAAUAUAGUGCUGGAUACUUUAUCAUCUGAACCUGCUGAUACUCCGCACUUAAGAACCAAACCGGAUAUCAAAAAUAAGAGGGGCGAGAAGAAAGGGAAAAAAGAUGUAAAGCGGAAGAAGGAUGUGACAUUCAAUCUACCAAGUGCUGCUGUGUUGCCUUUGUGUGUUCAAGAUGCAGGGGUUGAUGAGAGCUUUCAAGAAAAGAACAAUUUUUUAAAUCAUGUAUCUGGUGAGGAUGAAUCACAGCAUGAGGUCCCAUCUGCAGAGAAGACUGAAAUUGUAGGAACAAGUGGAGAUGCUUCGAAAGAAAAUAAAGUUUUAGUCUCUACUAAUGAGACUUCUACACAAGAGAUUGAGAUGAAAGAGAAGUGUCAAAAAAUUGUUGUGGAUACUUUCCCAUCUGCAGCUGCUGACAGUGAGCACGUAAAAACGGGAACCGGCAUUAAAAGUAAGAAGAACAAGAAGAGGAAGACAGAUGCGGUAAUUAAUAUAUCAAAUUCCGCAAAAGAUGCUGGGGGAGGGGAGAGUUUAAAUGAUAAGAAAAGUGCUUCAAAUAAUGUUUCUGCUGGAGAUGAAGUGCACCAUGAGAAUGCUGUCCUUGCAAAUUUGUCGGUAGAUGGAGAGAGGACUGAUUGUGAGAAAAUCAGAGAUUCUUCAGAACAAGAUAAAAAAUCAUUACCUUCUGAGAAGACUUUUACACGAGGGACUGGAUUAACUGGGAACACUGUGGAAGACCGGCGUCCAGUCGUAUCUGGCACUAUAUCUCGUGAAUCUGCUGAUAACGAGCAUUCAAUAACAAACUCAAGCAUCAAACAUAAGAGGAAGAAAAAGAGUAAGAAGGAUAUGACAGUCAAUAUAUCAAGUGCGAUUGUGUUGCAUUCAUCUGCUCAAAAUAUUGUGGAGGAGGAGAGUUACACGGAAAAGAACAUUGCUUUGGAUAAUUGUUCUGGUAAAGAUGAAUCCCACCAAGAAGUUGCUGCCCCUGCAAAUUUGCUGGUAAAUUCAGAGAGAACAGAACUCGAGGAAUCUAGUGGGGAUCAUUUAGAACAAAAUAAAGGUUCAGUGUCUAAACAUAAAAAUUCUUCUGCACAAGAGAUGGAUUUGAAAUUAAACUCUGUACAAGAUCAGGAUAAUAGUCAAAACGUUGUAUCAGACACCCUAUCUCCUGAAUUUGCUGAGAGUGAGCAUCCUGGAGCCUAUUCAGACAAUAAAAAAUUGAAGAAAAAGAAAAGGCGGAAGAUGGAUGCAGCUUCCACUUUAUCAGGUGCUAAUGUCCUGCCUUCAUCUGCUCAAAAUGUUGUGGAGGAGGAGAGUUACAAGGAAAAGAACAUUGCUUUGGAUAAUGGUUCUGGUAAAGAUGAAUCCCACCAAAAAGUUUCUGCCCCUGCGAAUUUGCUGGUAAAUUCAGAGAGAACAGAACUCGAGGAAUCUAGUGGGGAUCAUUUAGAACAAAAUAAAGGUUCAGUGUCUAAACAUAAAAAUUCUUCUGCACAAGAGAUGGAUUUGAAAUUAAACUCUCUACAAGAUCAGGAGAAUAGUCAAAACGUUGUAUCAGACACCCUAUCUCCUGAACUUGCUGAGAGUAAGCAUCCUGGAGCCUCUUCAGACAAUAAAAAAUUGAAGAAAAAGAAAAAGCGGAAGAUGGAUGCAGCUUCCACUUUAUCAGGUGCUAAUGUCCUGCCUUCAUCUGUUCAAGAUGCUGCUGGAGAGGAAAGUUUGAAGGAAAAAAACAUUCCUUUACAUGAAGAUCAAUCUCGCCAUGAGACUGUUACCCCUGCAAAAUCUUUAGUCAAUGCAGAGAGGCCAGAACAGGAAGAAAUCACUAGAGACCCUUUGGAAAAAGGUAAAGAUGGUUUCAAUGCUACCAGCACAAGUAUUGAAUUAAAUUUGGAUAGUGAUGCUGCACCAAUCUCUAAUACUAAUGAUUCAGUUAAUGUCCAGUCUGCGAAAAUGAUGGAUGACAAAUCUAAGAGGGAUCAAGCUAUCUUGAUAACUCCAAGCCAACCAGCAGUGUCGAAAAGUGAAAGUGAUAGGAUUGACCUCAAGCAUUACCUUCUGUCUGGAAAAACAGAGGACGUUGCUGAUUCUGUCAAAAGUGGAAUAAAAAGAUCAGAGAGGGACGACAAAACAAAGAAAAAGACAAAGAAAUCGACACCCACUUUAUUGACAUCACAUGAUCAUACACUUACUCUCCAGUCUUCAAAAAAUCUAGAGGGUGGAGUUAAAUCUCAUAAUAAAUGCUCUAGUGACAUUGAUCCUCAAGAAUCAUUUUCAAAGGAUGCAAGUAGCGGAUCUCAUCCUCCCUCCAAGAAGUCGACUUCAAAUGUUUAUCAAAAAGAGCCUUCUAGCUCCUUGGGACCAGACAAAGCCAGAACUCCUCACUCAGUAUUGCUAGCCAGUGGCAGAGGUAUUUUUGUAAACAGUACACCUGCCACUGCUUAUAGAAAAGGGAAAAAUGUAACUCCAGCUGCAUUAGGCUCAAGCUCUGAAUCUUUUGACAAAUUGGACCGGGGUACAAAAAGUAAGAAUCGUGUAUCAACUGCUGACCGUCGUGUUGUUUCAUGUGCAAAAGGUACUAGUGAAGUCAAGAGCAGGCCACUACAAAAGAAGAGCUUGCUGACUAAAGCAGGUUCCAUCUUCAAGGAUGAUAGUAGUGACAGCUCAGAUAAUGAUGAGGCCAGUGAACAUUUUAAUGCUCGCACCUCAUCUGAAGAUGUACUAUCCUCUGAAUCAGACAGGGAAAGCGACAUAAAUCUGGACUCGCCGACAAAAGGAUCUAGUGGUUUGGACAAAAAGGAAGACGCGGAAAACAUAGAGAAAAAGAGAUCAAACUUGAGAAACACGACAAUGGAUAUGAUUCUCAGAAGUUCAAGCCGAUACAAAAAAGCUAAACUUACAGCUGAAUCACAACCCGAAGUGGAAGAUUCUGAAAGCCAGCCUGUCGAUUGCGUUCCUGACAGUCAAGCAAUUUGAGUCGGGGUUUGGCAGUUUUGUUUAAAUCAUCAUUUAGAUAAGCAAAUUUUGAAACUGUUGAAGUUUAAACGGUAAAACUAUUUUUUGUUCUUGAAUGGUUUGUGAGUUCCUCGAAUGGUAUGCAAGUACGUGUGAUACAUUAUUGUCUUUUACGGGAUGUUGAUAUGUGAACAGUGUAAACUUUCCUUUAACAUUCUGUCGUUCAGAAUUGUGUUCAGUUACUUUUUA
Daucus carota subsp. sativus is the source of this 4528-nucleotide messenger RNA. RefSeq lists its product as uncharacterized. The record is from RefSeq and is a predicted model, not a curated record. NCBI's taxonomy places the organism in Eukaryota, Viridiplantae, Streptophyta, Magnoliopsida, Apiales, Apiaceae. Bases 80 to 4300 code for a protein of 1406 amino acids. The transcript has 5 exons.